AUGCCGUUUGUUGACAACACGCGCAGUGAGGUGGACGCGUCGUUUGCGAAAAUCGCAAAUGCUGACAUUGACACGCUUCUCAAACAACUCACACAAGAUGAGAAAGUUUCCCUUUUGACAGGCGAUGACUUUUGGCAUACCGUUCCCAUUCCUCGACUGGAUAUUCCCUCAAUCCGAGUUUCCGAUGGUCCUAAUGGAGUCCGUGGGACUCGAUUCUUCAGCAGUGUUCCCGCGGCAUGUCUACCAUGCGGCACUGCGAUCGGUGCCACAUUCGAUCGAAACCUGGCGGUGAAGAUUGGACAUUUGCUCGCCGCCGAAGCAAAAGCUAAAGGUGCGCAUGUUAUCCUUGGUCCAACAAUAAACAUUGCGCGAGGUCCACUAGGAGGAAGAGGGUUCGAGUCCUACUCUGAAGAUCCUGUGCUGUCGGGAAUUCUAGCAGGUCACUACUGCAAAGGACUCAAGGAAAAGAACAUCAGUGCCACCCUCAAGCACUUCGUUUGCAAUGACCAAGAGCAUGAGCGCAUGGCUGUUAGCUCAAUUGUUACUGAUCGGGCGCUGAGGGAGAUCUAUCUGCUUCCUUUCCAGAUUGCCAUUGCUCUCGGAGCCCCAGAUGCCGUUAUGACAGCAUAUAACAAAGUCAAUGGUGUACAUGCGGCGGAGAACAAGAACUUGCUGCAAGACAUUCUCCGCGGUGAAUGGGGAUGGGAUGGUCUGGUAAUGAGUGACUGGUUCGGAACAUACAGCACCUCCGAAGCCAUUGUCGCCGGUCUCGAUUUAGAGAUGCCCGGCCCUCCAAGAUGGCGCGGUGCUGCAUUGACUCAUGCAAUCACUUCCAACAAAAUUCCCAUCGCUGCGGUAAAUGAUCGAGUUCGCGCAGUCCUCAAACUCGUUCAAAAGGCAAGCAAGUCUGGUAUCCCCGAGCGGGCUUUGGAAUCUCAGUUGAACCAGCCCGAAGACCGGGCGCUGUUAAGAAAAUUUGCUUCCGAGGCCAUUGUGCUGUUAAAGAACAAUGAUGAUACUCUUCCGUUCGAUAAGAGCAAGAAAGUGGCUAUCAUCGGGCCCAAUUCUAAGAUUGCCACAUAUUGUGGAGGCGGCAGCGCGGCAUUGAAUCCAUACUAUGCCGUGACACCCUUCGAAGGCAUUUCGGCGUCAGCGCAAGGUGCUGUAGAUUUCGCGCAGGGAAUCUACGGUCAUCAGAUGCUACCCCUGCUCGGAAAACGUCUUUCUACCGAAAAGGGUCUUGCUGGGUUUGUUUUGAACAUCUUCAACGAUCCACCGAGCCUGACGACCAGAGUGCCUCUCGAAGAAAGGCACGAAACUGAUUCAAUGAUCCUCUUCAUGGAUUAUCAGCACCCUGAUUUGAAAACAAUCUGGUACGCAGAUGCGGAGGGAUACUUUGUCCCCGAGGAAUCUGGCACAUAUGAUUUCGGUCUCACUGUUCAAGGCACAGGAAAACUGUUUGUCAAUGGCGAGCUUCUCAUAAAUAAUGCCGAUGUACAAAGACCAGGGAGCAGCUUUUUCGGCAACGGCACGCUGGAGGAGACGGCAUCCCUGCAACUUGAGGCUGGCAAGAGAUAUCACGUUCUUGUACAGUGGGGAUGUGACAAGACUGCCACGUUCAAGGUUCCAGGCGUGGUCGAUUUCGGACACGGUGGAUUCCGGUUCGGUGCCUGCAAACGCCUUUCGCCCCAGGAGGGUAUCGCUGAAGCAGUAAAAUUGGCUUCAGAGGUUGACCAAGUUAUUUUGGUUGCAGGAUUGAGUGCUGAAUGGGAAUCAGAAGGAGAAGAUAGAUCCCACAUGGACCUGCCGCCGCACACUGAUGACUUGAUCUCUCAAGUUCUGAACGUCAACCCCAACACAGCUAUUGUUAUCCAAAGUGGUACCCCUGUGGAGAUGCCUUGGGCUCAUAAAGCCAAGGCCAUUGUUCAUGCAUGGUAUGGAGGAAAUGAAACAGGAAACGGCAUCGCUGAUGUUAUCUUCGGCGAUGUGAAUCCGUCCGGAAAGCUUCCCCUCACGUUUCCUCGACGUCUCAAGGACAACCCAACCUUCUUCAACUACCGAUCCGAGGGCGGUCGAGUCUUGUAUGGAGAGGACGUGUAUGUGGGAUACCGAUACUACGAUGGGCUGGAAGUCGAUACACUAUUCCCCUUCGGCCACGGUCUUUCCUACACCACAUUCGAGCUCUCGGAUCUUGAACUGCUCGCGGACUCAGAAAGACUUUUGCAGAUCAAGUGCAAGGUGCGAAACACCGGCUCAAGGUCUGGUGCAGAGGUGAUACAAGUAUAUGUGGCUCCUAUCUCACCACCCAUCAAGCGGCCUGUGAAGGAGCUCAAGGAGUUCCGUAAAAUUUUCCUCGAGGCCUCGGCGCAAAGCACGGUAUCUAUCCCCAUGGAUUUGGUUCGUGCAACAAGCUUCUGGGAUGAGAAGUCUGGUAACUGGUGCAGUCACAGUGGGGCCUACAACGUUAUGGUGGGAACAAGCAGCCGUGGGGUCUUCCUGGAGCGCACCGUGGAGGUUGGCGAGACUGUAUUUUGGUCCGGACCUUGGGAGGUUCCGACAUGA
Messenger RNA from Penicillium brevicompactum, 2562 nucleotides. RefSeq names its product beta-glucosidase. The coding region runs from base 1 to 2562 and encodes 853 amino acids. Gene Ontology annotation, biological process: glucan catabolic process. Gene Ontology annotation, molecular function: beta-glucosidase activity. The record is from RefSeq and is a predicted model, not a curated record. Lineage: Eukaryota; Fungi; Ascomycota; Eurotiomycetes; Eurotiales; Aspergillaceae. The transcript has 4 exons.